ACGUGUCCGCCCCGGGUCACAUGACGCGCUGGGAGCGGUGGGGUGGCCCGCAGAGCGGGAUGGAGGCGCGGGUGUCGUACGAUGACUACCCCGUGGUGUUCCUGCCGCCCUACGAGAGCCCCCCAGCUUGGAUCCCACCCCACGAGAGAAUUUACCACCCUGAUUACAACAAUGAGCUGACCCAGUUCCUGCCCCGCACCAUUGUGCUGAAGAAGCCACCAGGAGCCCAGCUUGGCUUCAACAUCCGAGGAGGAAAGGCAUCUCAGCUGGGGAUCUUCAUUUCCAAGGUAAUCCCCGACUCGGAUGCACACAGAGCAGGGCUGCAGGAAGGAGACCAGGUCCUUUCAGUUAAUGAUGUGGAUUUCCAGGACAUUGAGCACAGCAAGGCUGUGGAGAUCCUGAAGACUGCCCGUGAAAUUACCAUGCGUGUCCGCUUCUUCCCCUACAAUUACCAGAGGCAGAAGGAGAGAACUGUUCACUAGGAGACCAUUUCCUGCUGGGGGUCCCUUGGCAGUGGUUGGCUUUGUCCUUUGGUUCUAAAACUCUCCACUAACUCUUUCCUCAGUAUCAGAGAUGACACUUAACUAGACUUCAUAAAAGUUUCAGCUUUGGUCAGAGGACUAACUGACUGGCCCCAUGGGCCUUGUCACACAGGAAUCUGCCGUGCUGCCAGAUUGGCACCAAUGACUCAACAGAGCAGCAGCAAAGAGACCUGGGCUUUAAUCUGUAUUUUCCAAAUCAGGCACUGAACUGAGUUGAAGGGAACUGAUGGGCAAGUGAGAGGUGCUAUAGCAUAAAGGGGCACUUCUGUAGUCAUUCCACAUCUAUAUUAGAACAGAAGCCAAGCCUGCAACAGUCUAGUAAUUCAGUCUUUAAAUCCAACUCAGAAUAGAUCUUCUUUCCUUUUUACAAUGCUAUAUCCAGCCUGCACUGCCCUAGCAUCAUGUCCCUCUAUAGUACAUGUUACAUGUUGUGUUGAAUGAAGUAGCUGGUGGGAUUGUCCCCUACUGCAGGUAUCACCACCAAGACUUCUGCCACUGGGCACAGUUGAUCCACCCAUGUUCUUUAACAACAUGCACUGUAUUAUGUAAAGCUGUGACAUCCCUUGUGCCCUGUCUGAGCCCUGGUGGCUGACUAGCUGCUACAAUAUCUUCCCUCUGAUAAAAUAUAGGGCAUUCUACUGCAGAGCAAGACCCUGCUUCGUUUUUCCAAGGAUUGUAUCCUCACCACCUGCCUAUUCAUCCUAUUUCUGCUCCUGGUGGAAAUUUCUAUAAACACCUCACUCCCUGCUCUACCUCUGCACUGACUGCUGCUUCCUUGAGCACUGAAUUUGCUUAGAAUGCAGGGAAAGUAGUAAAAUGCAGUUAAUCUUACUAUGCUUGUUUAGCUGUCCUCUGGCACUGCUUCAGUAGGACACGAAUCCACCUCCCACAGUUUAACUCAGGGCUAGUUUCUAAACCAUGCUGACAGGUCAUAUUCCACCUCCACUUCCCUCUUUCCUGCCCUGCCCCUUGACCUACACAGGUUCUCUACUCUGCUGCUUGUCUGGCUCAGUUGCUUUAACUCAGGGGGUGGGCAAAAUGUGGCCCAUGGGCUGGAUGUGGCCCACCAGGCCAUUCUGUCCAGCCCACAGGACCCCUAAAAGAUUUAGAAAAUAUUCAUCUGCCCCUGGCUGCUGGUCAUGCGGCCCUUGCUGGCUUACCAAAAUUCAGUAAGCAGCCCUCCACCCAAAAUAAUUGCCUGCCCCUGCUUUUAACUGAUCUUCAUUUUAGAUGCUGGAGGCACAGUCCUUAGGAUUCCCUGCUGGCCCUGGAGGCAAGGGGAUACCUACACCCAUACCUCAUCUAUCACAUUGCAUCCUGAAUGACACUGAAUGAAUUAGCUGUUCUACAGGAGAAAGCCCACUCUGCCCUCAGCAUAGCCCACUGAGCUGAGACAGCUUAAAUUCCUCUCCUCAGUAAUUUUCAUGCUAAAAAACAUGGUAAUAGGGUGUGGGUUGUAUUAUUCUCCCUUCUGAUCUUGCUAAGCCCAUCAUGGGGAUGGGCUAAUCCUCCUGUGCUGGGGUGUUAGAUCACUUAAUGGAAACUCAAAAGUCUUAAUAAAAAGUUACUACAUCAAGCA
Molecule: messenger RNA, 2121 nt
Organism: Gavialis gangeticus (Gharial)
Lineage: Eukaryota; Metazoa; Chordata; Crocodylia; Gavialidae
Gene: PDZD11
Product: PDZ domain containing 11
Exons: 6
Coding region: 21-482 (153 amino acids)
Biological process (GO): protein localization to basolateral plasma membrane; neurotransmitter secretion; maintenance of epithelial cell apical/basal polarity
Cellular component (GO): synapse; basolateral plasma membrane; cell-cell junction
Molecular function (GO): protein binding
Source: RefSeq, a predicted model, not a curated record